This is a messenger RNA of Rangifer tarandus platyrhynchus (Svalbard reindeer), 390 nucleotides long. Lineage: Eukaryota; Metazoa; Chordata; Mammalia; Artiodactyla; Cervidae. The record is from the annotation of a GenBank genome assembly.
AUGAUGCCACAGCCGGUAUCCCGUCAGCUCCACUCCUGGGGAAUACAGGCGCAGCUGCAUCAAAUCCAUACACAGGAAGAUUCACAGCAGCGUUACGGAGCACCUCCGGAACUGGAGCAACCGGAGCAACCAGAGGGUAAGGGGGCCAAAAUCCUGGACCCAUCGCUGGAUCCCACGAGGACAGUCACAGCCUCCCUUUCACCUCACGGUGCACUGAUGCGCGAGGAACUUACCCUCGGGGGGUUUCAUACUUUGUUAGCUUGCGGACACAACGCUCCGGAUGCGCGAGAGGAACGGAGACACAACCAGAGGUGCAGCAAAGCGCGCGAGACGUCGGAGCCCGAGCCGGGGAGGCGGAGCCCGAGCCCGGGGGCGUGGCUCUUCGAUUGA